This is a messenger RNA of Rotaria sp. Silwood1, 1032 nucleotides long. NCBI's taxonomy places the organism in Eukaryota, Metazoa, Rotifera, Eurotatoria, Philodinida, Philodinidae. The record is from the annotation of a GenBank genome assembly.
AUGUUGUCAUAUACAACUGGCUCUCGUCCUCCUGACUCGAUUGCUCUGGGAGAUUUCAACAACGACAAUCAGUUGGAUGUUGCCGUUGCCCUUCAUCGCGGUCAUAAUAUGGCUGUGUUUCUUGGAUAUGAGAAUGGAACACUUGCAGCACCAACGUUGUUUCCAACGGGCUCGAAUCCUUGGGGUAUCAUUGCUGUGGACUUUAACAACGACAAUCGAUUGGAUAUUGCUGUCGCUAAUGGUUUCGAAAACAAUGUGGGUAUUCUUCUUGGAUAUGGUAAUGGAUCGUUUACAAAACAGAUCGCGCUUUCAACUGACCUGGACCCGUGGAUGUUCGCCGUCGGUGAUUUGAACAAUGAUAAUCAACUGGACGUCGCUGUCGUUAAUUAUGCCAGUAACACCAUGGGUGUCUUUCUAGGGUAUGGUAAUGGAAGUUUUUCAGAUCAAUCGACGUUUCCAACUGAUACGAAUCCGCCUUCGAUUGCCGUCGGUGAUUUUAACAACGAUGGUCGACUGGACAUCGCUGUCACUAAUCUGCAGAGUAACAAUAUAGGUAUCUUUCUGGGGUAUGGCAACGGCACUUUUGCUGCCCAAGCGACGUUUGCAACUGGCACUAAGCCUAGCUGCAUCGCUGUCGCUGAUUUCAAUCACGACAGUCAACUGGAUAUCGUUGUCACUAAUGGGCCCGACAAUACUAUGAGUGUUCAUCUCGGGUAUGGUAAUGGGACCUUUGCAACUCAAACAAUAUUUUCAACUGGUAAUAACCCGCAAUGGGUCGUUGUUGGAGAUUUGAACUUGGAUAAUCACUCAGACGUCAUUGUCGCAAAUCAUGACAGUGACAGUGUAAGUGUCUUUCUUGGAUAUGGUGAUGGAAUUUUUGCGGCUCAAGUGACAUUUCCAGCUGGCAAGGAACCGUAUGCAGUUGCAGUUGCUGAUUUAAACAAUGACAAUCGGCAAGAUAUUGCUGUCGCCAAUAAUGGCGAUAACACUGUUGGUAUUCUUUUUAAUACGUGCACUUGUGGUGCUCCUUAA